Molecule: messenger RNA, 2508 nt
Organism: Polypterus senegalus (gray bichir)
Lineage: Eukaryota; Metazoa; Chordata; Cladistia; Polypteriformes; Polypteridae
Gene: fam89b
Product: family with sequence similarity 89 member B
Exons: 3
Coding region: 270-791 (173 amino acids)
Source: RefSeq, a predicted model, not a curated record
UGUCUUUGUCCUUCUGAAGUAAUCCGUAAUGAAGAGUUACACAAAAAUGAAGACACUCAUUUAAUUAGACAAAGUAAUUAACGUUAAGUAAAAAAAAAAAGAUUAAGGGAUUUGUCUGCUUUGUGGUCUACUUAUUUGUUUUUCUAUAGUCUGCCUCCGACACGAAGAAACAGUCUGUAGCUGUUAACAGAAGAAAGAAGACCAUUUUUCUUUCCUUCCUGUCCUGUACACAUCCAGCUCCACACAACUGACAAUUUCUUGGAUCCAGGAUGAAUGGGCUGCAGAGCAGCCCACAGGAUGAGGCUGUCGGAAGUACUUGCACAAUUGAGGGCCUGCCCCCUCUGCCCAAAGGACUGAGUGGCAUCCUGAACUCCAGUGGAGGCUCUUGGCGUGACAUUGAGAAACUGUACAGCAAAAAAACGCGGAUCCAAGAUGAUCUGAGCAAAUCGCGGGUCAACACAGAGAAGCUAAUUCAGAAUAAGCCUGCCAACCUAGAUGCAGCUUUAGCUGUUCUGCGGAAAGAGAUGGUGGGUCUUAGACAAUUGGACAUGUCUCUGCUGUGUCAGCUGUGGUCACUUUAUGAGUCAAUUCAGGAAUACAAGGGAGCAUUCCAAGACAUGUCUUCAUCUCUGAUGUCCGAGGGUUCCUUUACAACAGAGAAUGGCUUCUCAGAGGAGGAAGAGGAUGAUGAAGAUUUUGAACCUCCAUCAGGAGCCUCCCUGAGCCUACCUAAGCCCACCCACAAUUCUCGAGACCAGUGGAUCCAGGACUCUUUUCAUAUUCCACUUUAAGCCUCGGUAUAUUCAUGCUAACUGUACGAGGCCAGAAGGACUACAGAUAUUUAAAUAGGUGCUUUGCCAUCCAUAUCAAAAGAAUGUAAAAUUCAGGGUCUGUCAUUCUGAAAUGUUUGUUUUUAUUAUACACGGAAAAACUACUUUUUGAAGUACCUUCCUUGACUGCCACAUUAAGGCUGUACAGCAGAAUUAAGACCUAAUGCCUUAUCGUGUUUUCUUAGACUUGGCAGGAGAACUUGACAUGCAGUUUAGACUGACCGCUGCUUAAAGUAUACUUAGGAUUUUAAGUGCUGAUUUUCAAUCUUAAAUGUUAAGAAAUAAUUAGAAGUACUGUAUUUGCACAACUACAUUUUCUCACCAGUGUAGUAUUAUACAGACUUAAGAAUGUCACUGUGUUUCCUGUAGUAGCCUUGCUUUAUUGGAUAGUACUAGAGAGUCAACAACAGAAAUCAACAGUUGUGGAAUAUCCAUUUCCUAAGUGAUUGCUAGAAUGCUGCGUAUGACACGGUGCUGAGUUUAUCAUGCUUCCUUGCUCACAUAUGAACGAAAGUCCUUGGCAAAGACAGCUCAGGGGCAAACCUAACAGUAUGUAAACCAGCAGAUGCAUGACCACAUUAUUGGUAAAUCCUUGAUGUUAUUCAUUUGCACUUGCUUUAUUUCUGUAAUAUUUUAUUAAACUUGCAUUGUAUUAUUUAUAAGCAAGCCAAAUAGCACUUUUUACAUUUGACAGUUUUUCAGGGGGACAAGAGAACAUGUCAAUAUACAGUUAUAUGUUUGUCUUUGAAGAGAUUAAGUUUUCUCCAAAGAGUGAAUUCUCUUAUGAAAAUUCAGGAUUUCAUCUAAGUGUAAUUUUUUGCUACCUAUUUAGAAAAUGAGAUUAAGAGUCUAGUUGUCAUACAGACAUUGCAAUUAGACUAAAGUGGAUCAAGAAUGCAGUCACAAUAUUUGUUGACUUAGUACAACUUUGCUGAAGUGUUUUUUUAUAUCUUCAAUUAGCAUUCAUGAUUUGUAUUUGUUACCAGCUUAAUUAGAGGUGCUAAAGAGGUAAUGCUUACAACCAAAUAGCCUGAUUAUUAUCAGUCAUAUACAAAAGUUAAUUUAGCUAGCACUUAAAAUGGUGUUUGGAAUAAGUAUUUUAUUUUAAGUGCCUUUUGUAAUUCUAAAAAUUUAGCUUUUUCACCUAUGAAGUCCUUGUUGUUGUAAGUUAUGAAGACCACAUUUUCUUCAAGGUCUUCUGCAGUAUUUUUGUUAGGUAUACCUCUUUUCAAACUUCAAACUUGAUAACCCCAGUAAUGUUUAUUCUGAACAAAUUAUUUCCAUGUGGGUUGGUGGAGAAGCAUACAUAACACUGCUGCUUAGCUAGCACUUUGUUUUUGAGCUGACAUGCCUACUGUGUGAGUUUGCAUAUUUCAUCUAGUUUGCAUGAGAGCUUCUGUUUCUCCCACAGCUAAUAACAUGUGUCGUGUCGUGUCAUUUGGAGAGUUUCAGUUUCGCCGCUGUGACUGUGGCUGUGUCACUUUCUGUGUGUGUGUUUGUGUUUCCCAUCUAAAUUUGGUUGCUGCUUUGAGAACAGUUUUACUCUGCAUGUCCUGAAAAGUUCUAGAUAUGUGUUCCAAAAUAUAUGUGUGUUUCUUUGUACAUUUUCAGGUAAUUCCAUCAUCUUUGAUUAAUAUGCAUGUGCACAAUUUGAAAAUAAAAGUUACAAGUAUACCAA